GUUGCUGGUGUGUCUGUUGCUGUUGCUGGUGUGUAUGUUGCCCAUUGCUGCCAGCUGAAUGCCUGGUCGGGCCUGGCUCUCUGGCCUGGCCUGGCCUAUUGAAUGUGCAUCAAAAUUUAUGUGGCCUUUUUUAGUCGUUUGCGUUGAGUCAGCGGAAGCGAACGUCGUGGUCGGAGCAGCACCAACAUCGCAGCAGUCACAUCAGCAGCAUUCGUCGUGUGUGUUGCCGUCGUGCUGUGUUGCUAGUUUCGGUUGAAUAUCGCAAAUACAAAGAGACAGGUUGCCAGGCGGAUUAAAGUUGCAGCCUAUUUCGUAACAGUUAAAAAGUGUGUGUGUGCAUAACUUAAUUCAUUGCGAAACAAGUGUUCACAGAAAAAUAAAUUCAAACAAGCCAGCAACAUUUGUGCUCCGAAAUAUAUGGAAAUUAAUUGAUUUACGCCUGUGACCUUUGAAAGCGAUCGGCACACCUGUUGCUGGAGUUGACUCCUUGCCCGUAAAGUAAUAUUCAUAAGAGAUGCGUUGCACAUUUAAAGAAAUAACAAACUAAUAGAGGAUAACUCCAGUAUUGAUGACCAUGCAGGAUAUACGCCUACGCCUGGAACCGCAGCACAGUACAGCCACGUUUAUAUCCGCUCCCUCAGCCUCGUCGUCCCCCUCCCAAACAGCUGAGACCACGCUGAUAGAGACUGCUGAGAAGUCGCCAUCCAGUGAAGCAGCUGCUGGAACAGUGACAACGACAUCGCCGCAGCGUUAUUUCCAUCAUCAUCAUCCGCCAUCCGCCCAUCCGCAUCCGCAGCCUCAGCCCCGCCAGCAGCAGCAUCCGCACAGCCACUCGCAUCCGCACCUUCAGCGACGUCCGGUGGAGCAGCUGCAACUGCUGCAUAGCCACCACGAUGUCCAGGAGCUUGCCGGGCAGGAGCAUCUACAUCCACAUCCACAUCCGCAUCCGCACUCCAGCUCCCAUCCGCAUCCGCACCAUCUGCGCUCGCCCAGCUCCGAGGAGGAUAACUCGCCCACUGAAAUGAAUAAUUGCCGUCGUUUGGUUGAUAAACCGCCGCUGGUGAAGCGCCUGACCAUGGGUAUCGGACUGCUGCGGGGCACCGAGGACAGUCGCCCGCUGGUGCACAGCACAUGCGGCUCCUCCCUAACCUCCGGAUCCGGGUGCGGGUCCACUCAGACCAUCUCCGACGGCUAUGUGAACGAGGCCAUCUGCGAGCCGGACAAGUACGUGGCCAGCAAGUUCGGCGACUCCUGCCGCCAGUCACUUUCCGCGCUGGAGAGUGCCACGCAGCGAUUGCAAGUGGAACUGCCCGCCAGCAACAAGAAGUAUCUAAGGGAGACCUGCAGUGCCAACUCCAGUCCGAAACUGUUUCCUCCCCAUGGUCCUUUACGCCUGGAUAAUCUCAGCCUGUCUGAGCAGCAGGAGCUAAAGGGCGCUGCCUGGUUUCAGGCGGGGAUUCCUCGGGAAAUAUCCCUAGAGGUUUUAUCCCGACAGAGUCCGGGUGCGUUUCUGGUGCGCCAGAGCAGCACAAAGCCGGGCUGUUUUGCCCUCUCCCUUCGAGUGCCGCCUCCAUCGCCUCGGGUGGCCCACUACCUAAUCCUGAGAACGCAAAGGGGCUACAAAAUUAAGGGUUUCACCAAGGAGUUCAGCUCACUAAAGGCGCUGAUCACGCACCACUCGGUGAUGCCGGAGCUACUGCCAGUGCCGCUGACCCUGCCACGCCCCCCCAAUGCCCGAUCGCAGCGGCAGGCCGUUUAUGGGGGCGGCAGCGGGAACGGUGGAGCGGACUUCGAGAUGUACGGCUCGCUCAACGACUUUCGCAAAAUGAUGGCCGAUUUGAAUGUGUGACCACUGGGCGCACUUAAUUAAUUAAGUAAUUAUGUCACGUUGAUUGAAUUAAGCUGCCCGGCUUGUCACAUUGUCCGGGUCGAGACAGGAUAACAAUCUGUUUAAUUUGCGUAAUUGGCUGUGCUGACGACGGUUGACGUGGCUACCGACAAAUAGGGUCCAUGUGUAUUCCGGCUGGCGAUGGCCCACCUGUAUGCCCUGUCCGCCAGGUGCUACAAAAAGUGCACAAAUUUUUAUUAAAAUUGAUAAUAAAAUCAGGUACGUAGGCGGUGGGGGGAGGCGGCUGCUGUGGUUGCAAGGGGGCGUGGUGUGCACACAAAUAUGCAAUUCGCUCAAAUCAUUUUUGCGAAACUGAUUAAAAAAGUGCAAAAACAUGCAAUAUGUAUACGCAAACAGACAUCAAGUGAUUAUUAUUUUUCGCGUUUUUAUCACUUUUAUUCGUUAUGUAUGGUUUUGCUGAGUGGCAGGUGCAGCAGACAGACAGGUCUGAAUGGGGCAGUCGGAUUAAAUGUUAAUGUUUGGGCAGGGACAUCGAGAGGCGGCUGCCGGGAUUUGGAGUGCUGCAGCGGAAUGGGUACAAUGGAUUCUGUUUGUGGUGCAUUUGAUGCACUCAUAAUGCAGAGAACUAGCUAGAUAGACUUAUAAUAUGAACUUAAUAGUUUAUCAAUUAUAUUGUAACCCUAUGUAUUUUGUGU
Molecule: messenger RNA, 2544 nt
Organism: Drosophila gunungcola (fruit fly)
Lineage: Eukaryota; Metazoa; Arthropoda; Insecta; Diptera; Drosophilidae
Gene: Egfrap
Product: EGFR adapter protein
Source: RefSeq, a predicted model, not a curated record